This is a messenger RNA of Ornithodoros turicata, 8524 nucleotides long. It is a transcript of the gene sick, whose product is annotated as neuron navigator 3-like. NCBI's taxonomy places the organism in Eukaryota, Metazoa, Arthropoda, Arachnida, Ixodida, Argasidae. Gene Ontology annotation, molecular function: ATP hydrolysis activity; protein binding; ATP binding. The coding region runs from base 1273 to 7320 and encodes 2015 amino acids. Gene Ontology annotation, biological process: nervous system development; neurogenesis. The record is from RefSeq and is a predicted model, not a curated record. The transcript has 29 exons.
GUAUUAGAACACGUGCAUCGGUGCUGCGCGCGCGUCUUUUUUUCCAGCAGGUUGUUGAAUGCAGUGUCCGCCUCGUUGACCGAUGAGUGACACCGUUGGAUGUGCGACGAGUCGCCACUGCCCCAGGUCUAGUGUUCGUGAUGGGCACAGCGUGAAAUUCGGUCUGCCGAUCCUAUCUUGUGAGAUCAGGAUUAUCGUUCCGGAUAAUCUCGUUCCGGAUAGGUCUCCUUUGGGCUACCUUGUCUUCACCAUAUUCUACAAGCGUCUGCGAGCUUGCCCGUGAGACCUUUUCUCAAAUAUCGUUUCUUGUCUUUUCAUUGCCACGCUGCGUUCAGCAAGAACUCCUUCUUGGAGUCGUACUUAACUCAGGAACGUAUUCUGAAAUAAUGAUUUCAAUUUAAAGACGAUUCCGCCUUUUGAAAAACCCCACGGCGUUCUCGAUCGCAGGUCUAUCCCGAUGGAAGGUAGACACUAGAGCCGAAAGUAGCUUCAUUCUUAGGCACUUUGCAUUUUUUGCCCGUGUCUUUUCCUUGACUCAUCGUGACAGUUAAGUACACGGUGUAAAACAUACGUGUUUCUCCUUGAACUGCUUAUAGUUCUUUCAAGACGGCUGCCUUAUUCUGCACGGCAUAGUCGUCGCAGACGUCUCAAGGACACCUACAACCGUUUCAUCCGAAGCGCGCGUUCAAAACCAUGAAUUAAGCCCGUAUUUUCGCCUCCCCUGUAGCUAUUACGCUGACAGAUCGCAAGGCGGCUGGUGGUGAUUGGUUUACGAACGUGACGUCAUCCUAUAUGGUCCACCGCCGUUCUCCGGAUGAGGACAUUCAACAAGUGGUUGUCCGGCGACAUGUUCGAGCUCUGCGCAGCGAAGUUGGAGUGCUUUCGGUUAACGGUUCGUGAAGUUUGGUGAAGUGUUGUGAGGGGCAGCACAUGUGGGAUUACGUGGGAUAACGAAAAAGGUCAUUCAACGGUCUUCUGUUUGUAGCUGAUUUCAAUCUUUCUUUCCUUCGGAAACGAGUCGAAAUUGUGCUUUCUCUUCGACGAAUUCUCGACAUCGAAAAAGGAAGCGUUUGUGAAAACGUAUUUCCCAUCGGAUUUCCGUUUUAAAAGAGACAUCGGUCAUAGGAAACUGGUUUGAACGUCACCUGUCAACGGAGGUCUGUCUUCUGUUUGUGCAACUGCAGUGCGAGCUCCGUGCAGACUGUCGCGUUGCAUGUGAUGUGAGCAGAUGCUUUGGAGUUUUCUUCUUCGGUUGUGAUUAUCAUCGGCGUCAUGAUUUCGACAGUGAGCGCCGUCCAUGCACGACCGCUUCGCCUCCGAAGACCAGGUGUCUCUGGCAUCGCACCGCCGAAGACAGCAACCAACACAUCCAGGGCUGGAUCUCCCCACACAGGAUCCUUCAUCCCACAGCCCAAGUCGUCGGUUGUCACGCGGGACAGGAAUACGUCAGAUCGAUCUAGGCCUUCGUCAACAGCAUCGUCGUCAUCCGUGUCUCACCUUCCGGCGAAAGGAUCCAUCGUUGGUACAACGCAGUCGAGCUCGCGACAGAACGGACACGCAGGGAAAGCACCACUGACAAACGGAGGAGGAAGCGCGUGCAUCAACAACAAUAACUCUAUGCUUGACAAGUUCAAGCUCUUCAACUCCAAGGACAAAAACGCAACAAACGACAAAAACCGAGCGUCUACUGUCUCGAAGCGACCCAGCAGCAGCAGCGGGUUCAGUUCUGCACGAAGCGAAAGGAGCGACUCUUCGGUCAGCCUAUGCGGCGACACCAUCUCGACAAGCACGCCGACAGAGGCGGGACAUGGCACCUCCAAGGCCUCAGCAGGACACUGCAACGGAACGGCCAAUGGGUCCGCCACUUCUUCAUCGUCCAGCCCUAAGGUGGCCGUGAAGAACUUCGCCAAGAAGACCUUCGGCAGAGCGACCGGCAAACAUCCCACUUCGAAGGCGUCCUCCGCCUCAAGGGAACACCUAGAUGCUCCAGACCACAACAAGUCCGGACUACCACGGUCAUCCCCGUCCGCAGACACAUUGAGUGGCCUUGCAAAGCGAUCGCCACCGCAAUCCGGAAUCCAGAGGCCAUCUAGCACAGGACACGAACUAAACGGACAUAUUCCUAGCGGUCAAGUCGUACAGAAAGCACAGUCACCCGCAAAUAUCUCUCCGCCUAGCAAAGACGACGACAACGUGGACAUGAACAGUUCAAUGCAAGGCCCCGGUAGUGGGAUACCAAAACCAACGGCAGCUGUGAAAGGAACGUCUAAACCGUCCAAGGAAGAACGGAACUCGGCUUCGAGCCCUCCGCCGCAUCUAGAAAAGGAAAACCUAGACAUAAAUCAGUCGACAGAUGCUGUCCUAGCAAAAUCGUCGUCUGCUAAAGAAUUGGGCUUAGAAGGAGGCACAAAGACUUCGACGUUGCCCAAGAACGAACGCACCAAAAAGGUGCAACAAAACAAUCCCAGCAUCGCCAUGGUAUCGCCAAUCAUGAGUAGCCAGCAUGGCAAAGAGCUCACCAAUGAAGAACUGGUGGAAGCGUCUGUAUCCACCAAUCAAAGUAAGGAGGCAGCAACCUUAGUUGGUGCCGUCGAUACUACCGUGAAGUCCGUGCCAGCAGAAGCCAAGACAAUCACCAAGUCGAACAUUCCGGAAGGCGACGAAGCUGAAGAUUCAGUGUCUAGUGUGCCUCCGAUGCAGCCUCUAAACCGAGUGUCUCCUUAUUACUCCCGUGUUGCGAGCCGGAUCCACGCGGGCCAGUUACCAGUGGGCCGGAUGCCGGCGUGUCUGCGGCUCCAGACGGAUGUGCAGCGCGUGGCCAAGCACUUGAUGGCGGCUUCGCAGGACAUGGCCCGCCUGUACGGCGUCCAGAGAGUAGGCAGGCCGGACUAUGUCGAAGCAGGAUACGUGAGUGACGGUGACAUCCUGCGGGCCGGAUUUCCGUCCCGCGAGGAUCCGAGCAGUGGAUACGUGAGUGAAGGUGGCGCGUCGCUCUACGCGCGGAGGGCAGCCGCUGCAGCUAGGUGCAGGGAUCCCAAGCUGAUCAACGUGCUCCAGGAUGACAGUGAUCCUUCAUCUGGAACGUCCACAUUAGUUCCCAGCCACCGCAUCGGCUUCGACGACAGCAGCUCAAUCAGUAGUGGUAUCAGCGACACCUUCGCCGAACUGAGCACCAACGACAACCUCACCGAUUCUUCCCUUAGUUCUGAUCCCUACGGCUGCCUAAAGCGCCAUCACCCGGGAGCCCCUCUGUCCCACACGUCCAACAAGCCCGCCACCGCACGUAAGCCGGACCAAGCAUCUACUUCAGGUCUUACUUCUUCCCCGCUACCCACCUCGAGCCGGUCCCGGAACGCAAACGUGAAGAAAACUGAUUCUUCCAUGCAAACGGAGUCCAGUGCUCUCCAGCAGGGCGUCUCUGCAAGUUGGAAAAAAUACUUUCAAGAACAGCAGCAACUAAAGACUAACUCCUCCGAAUCCUUGAAAUCUAAGGACUCGAAACGUCCUUUUUCCAAAAAGAGCGCCCCUCCUCAAGACAGCAACAAGCACGACGGCCACAAGAAGUCGUCCUCAAAAUCGGGAUCGUCCUUGAAAUCAAGCGACGACUCUAAGUUGAGGGGCUACGUCGAGUGCGACGGUGGAAGUGGAAGGUCUAGUCCUGGCAAAGACGGCUCAGGCAUGUCCCGCAAGUCCAGUAGUCGCCCGGCUAACCCUGCAUGCGUCGUUGCGAAGCGACCCUCCAGUUCAGCGUCCAAUUCCAGUGGGAAGACCUCAAAAUCAAAGCGGGACGCAAGCGAGUAUGAACACCACGGCACGCCGACUUCUAGUCUGACGCGAUCUGGCGAAUUGCCACGUACGUCCAAGUCGUCGUUGGAACGGAAGUCAAAGGUGUCUGGAAGUACGCAAACGGGGACCCACGAGGCUUUCCUGUCAGUUCAUUCCGACUCCGAAUACAGUUCCUUAGGCAGGGCGGCAGGCAAGCAUGCAAAACAGUACCUCACAGCAGGUGCGAUGGGCGCGGCGGGACUCGGAAGUGUCCGGGAGCGUAUUUAUGGCACACGGUCACUUCUGAACGGGUCACCGCCGUCGUAUGUUAGCAACGCGGACUACGUUAUGUUGUCCGGGUUUCACCACGGUUCUGCAAGGGACAGGCCGAGAUUGUCGGUGCCUUCAUCGAAAGGUGGAUCUGAGAGCGACAAUUACGUUAUGAUAGAUCAUGGUGAAGUGUCCAGUCCGUACGCAUGGCUGAGGCAUAGUCCAACGCCGGGAUCCAUGACUUCGGCGCCUCUUGGGAGGGCGUUCGGUGGAAUGGGAAUUGCAGAAGCCGAUAGUAUGGAGUCCCUGUCUUCGACGGCUUCCAGCGCGCAUGGACAGCACCACCCCCACAUGGUGCCAUCCUUCCUCCCAAAGACCCUGGCGUCCACUCUGACACCGUCGAGGCUGUUCCUCUACCAACGAGAGAUUUCCGGUACGGCCACCUGUCCUGGCCGUAUAUCCCGCUCCAGCUCCAUGAGGUCCACCCAGUCAGAGGGCCUCGAAGCCCGCUCCCUGAUGCAGCGAUCACACCACGAGACGUCCUCCUCGACUCCUGCGGAUCACCACCAUCCUUCUUGCCCUCCGUCACCCACACGGUCCAUGGGACAGGGUACAUCACGGUACCUUUACACGUCGUCCCCGUUACACAGUUCUCACGGACCGAGAAAUUCCAUGCCCAUGUCCCACUACAUGGGAGGACUGCUUUCCAAGAUGAACACCAAAGACGACGAAGCACACGGGUCAUCAGCAUCUUUAGUCUCGACCACGUCAUCGCUAUACUCAACGACGGAAGAGAAGCAAGCCCACGAGAUCCGAAAGCUCCGUAAAGAACUGGAACAAGCCCACGAAAAAGUUGCUACCUUGACGUCACAGCUCACCACCAAUGCACACAUGGUCGCAGCAUUUGAGCAGUCCCUAUCAAACAUGACAUCAAGGCUCCAGCAUUUGACUGCAACUGCUGAACAGAAGGACUCCGAGCUGUCUGAGCUGCGUGGAACCGUAGAAGCCCUGAAGAAACAGAGCGCCGAGGCGGGUCUCACCAAGAUGGCGCUGCAAUCGAUGGCUGCCGUCCAGCGAAGUAUGGGAAACAACAGCACUUGUCCCACCACCACCCCCACUGCUGCUAACCUUGUGCGGCGCCAUACCUUUAACACUCCCAAAGAUGCCGCUGCAGCGUUGCAGGAUCACAGGAUGUCGCGACAGUUGUCGGCGGAUUCUAUGUCCAGCGUUAAUUCGGCAUCUAGUGCUUGCAGCAACAGCUCGCUCAAGAAUGGCAGCUGCACUAAAAAGGAGAAGAAGAAGAAAGGAUGGCUACGGAGCUCCUUCAGCAAAGCCUUCUCGCGAAGCAAGAAGAACCGCAACGGCUCAGUUUCGGACGUCGAAGACCUUCGGGCGUUCCAGUCAGACUCAUCGGUGCCCAACUCGCCCUUACUGGGCAUUGGAGGAAAUCACGUUCAUUUGAAUGGGAUCACGUGUAACGGUGGGAUGAAGACGUCGCAUUCCUCUUCAGCUCUAAAUGAAACUGAAGAGGAUAAUCCGGAAGCAGUACGUGAUCUCAGGAAGCAACUACGAGAAAAGGACAUGGUGUUGACAGACAUCCGUCUCGAAGCCCUUUCUUCUGCUCACCAGCUGGACAGCCUCAAAGAAACGCUCGGUAAAAUGAGGAACGAAAUGAUGAACCUGAAGCAAGAUAACGACCGCUUGCAAAGGUUAGUGCACAGCAAGUCGCUGGGAUCUUCUCAGAGUUCGCUCCCGAGGAAAAGCAGCGUGGAAAGCAUCAACAGGAGACUCAGUGCAUCUGAAAGCACGACGUCUACAAACCUCGACAUCAUAGCAAUGGACGGCAACACCGAUGCAGACGGGAAACGAGUGUCGGUGAUGGCGUACCUAGGAGGCCAUGGAGAUAUUACCAAGUUCAUCUCCAAAGCUGAGGCACCGGGCGAAGUAUACCUUGGUUCUAUAUUGGUCAGUGGGAAAACAAAAUGGGACAACUUGGACCAUCUUGUUCGAAAGUGUUUUAAGGAGUAUGUGUCACGGGUGGACCCUUCCUCGAACUUGGGUCUCAACUCUGAGAGUGUGCUCUGCUACCACAUUGGCGAGGUUGUACGUUCCAAAGAAAUUGAACUUCCUGAGCUCCUACCUUGUGGCUAUCUUGUUGGUGAGACACUGAAGAUACAAGUUGUACUUAAAGGGACCAAACAAAAUGCAGUAGAUGGAAUGGCACUGGAGACGCUCAUCCCAAAAUCCAUUGUACAGAGGUAUAUUUCUCUGCUCUCGGAACAUCGUAGGAUAAUCCUGUGUGGACCUAGCGGUACGGGGAAAACAUUCCUUGGUCAGAAGCUCGCAGAAUACCUUGUGCUCAACUCUCCCAUGGUUUUAUCCAGGUCUGGGAAAGAUGUUGCAGCAGGAUCUAUUGCGACAUUCAGUGUUGACCACAAGUCUGCCAAAGAAUUGCGUCAGUACCUGUCCAACAUUGCGGAGCAGUGUGAAAGCAGCAAUGCUGGCGACCUUCCAACUGUGAUAAUUCUUGACAACCUGCACCACGUUGGAUCAUUGGGGGAGGUGUUCAAUGGAUUCCUUAGUGCCAAGUAUCAAAAGUGCCCAUAUAUUAUUGGCACUAUGAACCAAGCAACUUGCUCCACAACAAACUUGCAGCUUCAUCACAACUUCAGGUGGGUCUUGUGUGCCAACCACAUGGAACCAGUGAAAGGGUUCUUGGGACGCUACCUUCAAAGGCGGCUUAUCGAGGAAGAAGUCAGAUUAUCAGCGCAGCAGCCCAGCUUGGCGAAGGUUAUUAACUGGAUGCCUAAAGUCUGGCUUCAUCUCAACAAGUUCCUCGAGACACACAGCUCUUCAGAUGUCACAAUAGGCCCAAGACUUUUCCUAUCAUGCCCUAUGGACGUUCCAGGAUCGCAGGUCUGGUUCACUGAUCUCUGGAACUACAGCAUAGUUCCUUACCUACUUGAAGCUGUACGUGAGGGCCUCCAGUUAUACGGCCGUAGGGCACCCUGGGAAGACCCUGCCGAGUGGGUGCUGCAAACAUACCCGUGGUCUUCGUCGGGCGAUGGACCUCAACUGUUGCGACUGCGACCAGAGGACGUUGGCUAUGAUGCCAGUGCAGGUGCCAAGGCCCCUGCAGAGCAGUCAGAGGCUGAGGCUGACCCAUUGCUCAACAUGUUAAUGCGACUACAAGAGGCUGCCAGCUACUCUAGUCCCCAGGGAAACGAUGGAGAAUCUGCUGGCUCGGACGACCACAUCAGUGCGAGUUUCGAGGGAGCAAUGUAGAGGAUCUGUAACGUGGCUAGUUUUCUCUGCAUGACCAAAUCCCAGUCCAAAAACCAUGAAGGUAUAGAUUAGGGAGUGUUUCAAUGACGAAAUGAUCAACUGUCGGUAUCGUCAUCCUGGAAUACCGUACAUCAGGAGCCUUGAAUUUGACGCUAGGACAUAGAUAUCUCAUCACUCAUGCUUGCCACAUCAAAUGCAGUGCAUAUUUUUGAGAAAAGCCUGUUGUUGCUGGGUAUCAGACGUGUCGUCAUCGACAGCAGCAGCAUCCGAAAGAGAAAGACUUUUCACAGUUGUAUAUUUGUACAUGCUUUAUACCAGUCAGUACGUCCUGCGAGUACUAACCUGUAAAGUCAUGUGACAGUUGCUUUGCAACAAUGCUAGUCUAGUGAUUGCUUGUAAAUAGCACUUUUCCUGUUGUACAGUUUGCACAGAUAAUGCAUCGGGUACUUCUUUCUGUACAGAGAACAGAGACUGUCAUAUUUGCUGUCAUGUCCAUAAUCAGCAGGUAUUUUUGUCACAUAACAUUCUUAUAGCAACCAUGUGUGAUUGUGCAUUGUGUGUGGUACUUGAUUGUAAACGUAAGGUUCGAGAUGGCAGAUUCAUUCAGAUUCAUUUAUUCAUGUUUUAUUGGAGUAUCUCGCUGCUUUCUGCGAGCAUGUUAAUAAGGACUAGAAAUUAAGGUAAUUCAUUGUUUUGAGGUACAGCAGCUAAUGAUGCCAUGCUCUACACAAUUGUUACAGUACAUAUUGAGCUGUAAUGGAACGAAAGAUUUAGGUACAUUUCGUAGGUAUAUUACAGUUUUUUACUACCAUCUUCAGAUCUGUGCAUCUACCAUUGCAGCAUUUAAUGCUACUAGGGUUGCAUCUAGUAGCAGAAAGUUCUGUUUGACAAAGUUAUAGUAUUAUGUUGCUAUCAUGUUACGUUAAGUAGAUUACAAUCGCUCAUGGUUUGCUUUGGCCGGAUACUUCGGUCAAGUAUCCUAACGGCAACAAAGCCUAGAAACCAAAUUAGCUACUUGCCGCAAGGUAUUAUGAACACAUGUGUGGUUGAUCGCAGAGAAGUGCUGUAUUUGCUGCCAAAGUGUUAAGAUAAUUAUGUGAAGCUAUGUUGUAUAUUUAUUUCUAAUCAUGCUUGUAUUACAUCACGAUAAAGAAAAUCGUUAAGAAAAGUGGUGUAACAAUAAAACCCCUGUUUGUACAACUGG